AUGGUUCAAAGCUUAAAUUUUAGUGGGAUUUUUGGUAUCUUUAAUGUAUUAAGAAAUCCACAACUGGCUGUUCCACAUAUUAUAGUUGAUGAUAUUCGUGACAUAAAAUUCGAACAAUUAAAGGGGAAAGGUAUUAAAGCACUUGCAUUUGACAAAGAUAAUACCCUUACAAUUCCAUAUGCAGAUGAAAUAUAUCCACCAUUUAAGAAACCAAAUGGAGGACCCGAACUUAUUUCUCACUUUGCACGUUAUCCUCCCGAAAAAAUAGUGGUAAUUGGGGACCGUUUACUGACUGACGUCGUGUUAGGCAACUUAAAUGGAAUGGUUACAAUAUUUACAAAACGAAUAAUUACGGAAGAAGGUGAUAAUAAGAUUGCUAGUAUUGUACGAAAAGCAGAAUAUCGACUAUUGGCCGCACUUAAAGCUUGUAACAUUAAACCUCCGCAGCAUUCUUUAUUAUCAGAUUA
Molecule: messenger RNA, 467 nt
Organism: Scutellospora calospora
Lineage: Eukaryota; Fungi; Glomeromycota; Glomeromycetes; Diversisporales; Gigasporaceae
Source: the annotation of a GenBank genome assembly